Messenger RNA from Elgaria multicarinata webbii, 3334 nucleotides. RefSeq names its product RHO family interacting cell polarization regulator 2 (gene RIPOR2). The transcript has 23 exons. The coding region runs from base 13 to 3312 and encodes 1099 amino acids. NCBI's taxonomy places the organism in Eukaryota, Metazoa, Chordata, Lepidosauria, Squamata, Anguidae. The record is from RefSeq and is a predicted model, not a curated record.
UUCAGCUUACUCAUGGCCAUGAUGCAACUGGAAGAGGAAGAUGUGGCUGUGCUUGAUGAAGCAGAGGAUAUCUUCUGUGAAGGAAUAUCUCCCAGGUUCCCAGAAAUCAUGUCAGUAGGAUCACAUUCAUUCUCCCCAGGAGGCCCUAAUGGGAUUAUUAGAAGUCAAUCCUUUGCUGGCUUCAGCGGUCUUCAAGAAAGGAGAUCCAGGUGCAACUCCUUUAUUGAAAAUUCCUCUGCGCUCAAGAAACCCCAGGCCAAAGUGAAGAAAAUGCACUACUUGGGACACAAGAGCAACAGCACUGCUAAGGAGCCUCAGCCUGAAAGAAUGGAAGAGGUUUACAAGGCCUUAAAGAACGGACUGGAUGAAUAUCUGGAAGUGCAUCAAACAGAACUGGAUAAAUUGACUGCUCAAUUAAAGGACAUGAAAAGAAACUCGCGGCUGGGAGUGCUGUAUGAUCUAGACAAGCAAAUGAAAGCAAUUGAAAGAUAUAUGAGAAAGCUGGAGUUCCACAUCAGCAAGGUAGAUGAGCUGUUUGAAGCCUACUGUAUCCAAAGACGGCUCCGUGAUGGUGCCAGCAAAAUGAAACAAGCGUUUGGGUUGUCCCCUGCCAGCAAAGCAGCUCGGGAGAGCUUGUCGGAAAUCAACAAAAGCUACAAAGAAUACACAGAGAACAUGUGCACUAUUGAAGGAGAACUGGAAAAUCUAAUGGGGGAAUUCUGCAUCAAGAUGAAAGGUCUGGCUGGCUUUGCUCGACUUUGCCCUGGAGACCAGUAUGAGAUUUUCAUGCGGUACGGCCGUCAGAGAUGGAAAUUGAAAGGCAAAAUAGAAGUCAAUGGCAAACAAAGCUGGGAUGGAGAAGAAAUGAUCUUCCUUCCUCUUAUUGUUGGGCUGAUCUCCAUUAAGGUCACAGAAGUUAAAGGCCUUGCUACUCACAUUCUGGUGGGAAGUGUUACCUGUGAAACAAAAGACUUGUUCGCUGCUCAGCCUCAGGUUGUCGCUGUGGACAUCAAUGACCUUGGCACAAUAAAGCUGAACCUGGAAAUCACGUGGCACCCAUUUGAAGUUGAGGACAUGACCCCAUCGACAGUCAACACGAACAAAGCAUCUGCUCUCCAAAGAAGGAUGUCCAUGUAUAGUCAAGGCACUCCAGAAACGCCGACCUUUAAGGACCACUCAUUCUUUAAAUGGCGGCAUCCUUCACAAGACAGGCUCCAGUUUUCCAUUGUAGAUGCUCUGCAAGACACUUUCUUUGACAAACUGCGUCGCAGUCGCUCGUUUAGCGACCUGCCGUCUCUCAGGUUGAGGCCUAGAGCAGGGCUAGAACGCUAUCCAAAUUCUCCCGAUGAUGUCUUUGAAAAUGGGACAAGUGGAAAUGAGAAAAGGUCAUUAUCUUUCAGCUUCAGUGAUAUUCCCAAUGGAGACUGCAGAAUGUCAUCAAGUUCAAUAGAUUCUUCCUCUGCCAUAGAUAAUUCUAAUCCUGAAAUUACUGUCACACCCCCAGAACACAAUUGGCAAAAGUUAUCAAAAACUCAAACCGUGGACAAUAUCAGUACAAGCUCAUCUGUGGACUCCACAACUGAAUCCAAAGACUUAAAGUCACAAGAGCUUGUGCUAAUUAAUGAUGAGAAGACUUCAAGUGUAGAUUUUGAAGUUUGCCAAAAGUCUCCAUGUUCAAGAAGCAACAGCUUGUUCUUAGAUAAUAGUACCCCGGUAUCACUCCUUCAGGACACUGAUGAGUUAUCAGAGCUCAAACCAGUGGAACUGGAUACUUUCGAAGGCAACAUCACUAAACAGCUGGUUAAAAGACUGACUUCAGGAGAAGGCCCGAUGACACCUGAAAAGCUGUAUUGUGAGGGGUCAAUAAGUGGUGAAUCUGAAGGUUAUAAAUCCUGUGUUGAUGGAAGCCUAGAAGAAGCAUUGCAAGGGCUUAUUCUAGCACUUGAGCCUCAUAAAGAACAGUUUAAAGAAUUCCAGGAUUUGGACCAAGAAGUAAUACACCUGGAUGAAAUCUUAAAGUGCAGACCGACAGUAAAUCACAGCAGAUCGUCUAGCUUGAGCCUAACCGUUGAGAGUGCAUUGGAGAGCUUUGAUUUCCUCAACACCUCUGACUUUGAGGAUGACGGUGGUUCGGAUGAGCUUUGCAGUGGUGGGCAAGGUGCAGACUCUGUAUUCUCUGACACUGAGGUUGAGAAAAACAGUUACAGGUCAGAACACCCAGAAGCCAGAGGGCACCUCAGUGAAGCAUUGACAGAAGACACAGGAGUUGGUACCAGUGUAGCUGGAAGCCCUCUUCCAUUGACCACAGGGAACGAAAGCCUUGACAUCACCAUAGUGAAGCACUUGCAAUAUUGCACACAGCUUAUUCAGCAAAUUGUGUUCUCCAACAAAACUGUGUUUCUAACAAGAUACCUCCUAGACAAGCUAUCUCAGCAGAUUCUAGUGAUUGAGAAUCUUACAGAUAUCAGCAAUGAGAAUAUGGGGAACGUCAGACCUAUAAGUGAAGCAAUUCCAGAUUUUCAGAAAAAAAUCUCCCUACUUUCCUUCUGGAAUAAAUGUACCAGUUCUUCUGGGGUGUAUCAUACUUCAGCAGACAAGAUGGUCAAACAACUGGAUGUCAGUUUUGCUGCAGCUGUGAAUGACGAGUGUCCAGGACUUGCAGAAACAGUAUUCAAAACCUUGGUGUCUCACAUCCUGGACCGAGCAGAUCCUGUCCUCUCUUCCAGUCUGUCCUUGGAAGUCAUCACAGUUUUUCAGUACUACAACUAUUUUGCCAGUAAAAACGUUAGUGAUCUGGCAAAUUAUUUGCUUCAACUUGCAAGAGAAGCUUUAAUGGUGCAGACUCUACAGUCCUUAAGAGAUGAAAAGUUCUUGCAGAACAAGAUCGCCUUAACCUCCAUCAGCCUCCCACCUCAGCAAGAAGUGCUGAAAUCAUUGGCGCUGCUCCUUCUGACUGAAAACAAAAGGGAGACCUACGAGGCUGUGGUAUCAAUAUUGUCAGCUGCAGCAGCAGAAGACAAGCACUUCAGGGAAAAGGCUUUAAUUUAUUACUGCGAAACCCUCGCACAGCCCAACCUCCACCUACAGAAGGCGGCUUGCUUAGCACUGAAAUGCCUCCAGGCAACUGAAAGUAUUAAAAUGCUGGUGACACUUUGCCAGUCUGACAAUGAAGAUAUCAGGAAAGUAGCCUCUGAAACCCUGCUCUCACUUGGAGAAGACGGACGUCUGGCAUAUGAGCAACUAGAUAAAUUCCCCCGAGAAUUUGUUAAAGUUGGCGGACGACGUGCAACUGAAGUGGCCACAGCCUUUUAAAUAUUUUUAUCUGCUGGUCAGC